This is a messenger RNA of Anoplophora glabripennis (Asian longhorned beetle), 1031 nucleotides long. RefSeq names its product anionic trypsin-1-like. The transcript has 5 exons. Gene Ontology annotation, biological process: proteolysis. The coding region runs from base 78 to 1031 and encodes 317 amino acids. Gene Ontology annotation, molecular function: serine-type endopeptidase activity. The record is from RefSeq and is a predicted model, not a curated record. NCBI's taxonomy places the organism in Eukaryota, Metazoa, Arthropoda, Insecta, Coleoptera, Cerambycidae.
UUAACUUUAAGUUAAUUCAUUAUAAAUAUAAAUUUAAAAAAACAAGUCUUCAAACGCAUAGUAUUAUCGCAGCAAACAUGUAUUAUUACUUUAUAUACAUUGUAUGCGUAUAUUUCCUUAGGAAUACCGCACUGGGCAAUUCAGACGCUACUGCAACCUGGAAGAAUGAAGAAAACUGCGGUACAACGAUGUACGACAACGACAGCGUGGAAAUAGGAAAAGGAGAAAAAUACACUGACAAGCCUGGACUGGCCCCAUGGCUAGCUAGGCUUGGGGUGGUCAACAUCGACACCCAAGAACCAUUCUUCCACUGUGAAGGAUCUCUGAUUAGCAGGCAAAUUGUGAUAUCGUCGGCUCACUGCGGUACUGCUAACCAAGUGGCGAGGUUAGGAGAGAACAACAUAGACGAAAACGUUGAUUGCAAAGUAUCUGUAUGUCCCCCACCCCCUCAGGAUAUCAAGAUACGGACUCAGGUUCUCGGCAAUAAUCAUUGCAACAAGACCAACAGAUAUGAUAUAUUAGUAAUAGGUCUCGAAACACCAGUGGAGUACAAUGAUUUUGUUCGACCCAUUUGUGUUUCUGGGGCAGCACUGCCAAUGAAAGGGCGUAUGAUUAUAUCAGGAUUCAGUGUGUCACAUAUGGAAACUAGGGACGACAAAAAGAAUGUAUUUGAAUCUGAAAAAAAAUUAACGUACGCCGAGGCUCGAAUUUUAGAGAAACAAAAAUGCGACGCAGUAUACGCCCAGGAGCUGGAUGAGGGCCAGUUAUGCGUGGGGUAUUCGAAAGGAGUUAAGGAGCCCUGCGCAGGAUCUCCAGGGGGGGCGCUGAUCGUGUACCAAAAGGAGAAGGGGGUGAAGCGGGCAUAUCUGAUGGGCGUUGCUUAUUACGAUCUAGAGACGUGCGAAUCGGGCGGAAUUCGUCCAGUUUCUUACUCUAUCCUCGGGGUUCUUGGUGGAAUCGCUAUAAUAGUUACAAUAGUUGCGGGAACCCUAGUAAUAAUAAAUGGAAUAAAAAAAUUAUUUAGUGGAUGA